AUGGUGGUGGAGAUGGUGGGGUGGGGUGGAAGAGGGAGGGUUGAGGUGAAGAGGGCGUUAUCAAGAGAGGAGCAACAAACUUCGGCGAGAUCUGGUAAUGCUAAUCAGGGUAGAAAUUCUGGAAGUGGUGGUGGAAAUAUUAGGACCAAGAAGAUUUUUGUUGGAGGGUUGCCUCCGACCUUAACUGAAGAUGGAUUUCGGCAAUACUUUGAGGCUUAUGGUAAUGUAACUGAUGUUGUAAUCAUGUAUGACCAGAACACUCAGCGGCCUCGUGGAUUUGGUUUUAUUUCAUUCGACAGUGAAGAUGCAGUUGAUAGGGUUUUGCACAAGAGUUUUCAUGAUUUGGAUGGCAAGCAAGUUGAAGUGAAGCGCGCACUUCCUAAAGAUGCUAAUCCCGGUGGGGUUAGCCGGACAAUGAGUGGUGGUGGUGGAGGAGGUUACCAGGCGUAUGGUGCUUCUGGUGGAAAUGUGGGUUCUUAUGAUGGUCGUAUGGACUCCAACAGGUACAUGCAAGCCCAGAGUACUGGAGCUAGUUUUCCACCUUAUGGCUCAUCAGGAUAUGGUUCACCUGGUUAUGGUUAUGGUCCUGCUAGUAAUGCUGUUGCAUAUGGUGGAUAUGGGAAUUAUAGUGGUGCAUCUGCUGCUUAUGGUGGCCCUGCAGGUGCAGCUUAUGGGAAUCCGAAUGCUGGUUUUGCAAGUGGCCCUCCUGGUGCCCCAAGAAGUUCAUGGGGUACUCAAACUCCUUCAGGUUAUGGUACUAUGGGUUAUGGAAAUCCUGCUUCUUGGGGUGCCCCAAAUGCCGGUGCUGGUAGUGGUGGUCCAGGUUCAGUGGCUACCGGUCAAUCUCCCACUGGAGCUGCUGGGUAUGGGAAUCAAAGUUAUGGAUACGGUGGGUAUGGCGGAAAUGAUGGAUCUUAUGGGAAUGCAGGUUACGGUGCUCCUGGAGGUCGUACUGGUGGUAAUCCAAAUAGUAAUUCUGGUUCAGGUGGGGGAGAUAUGCAAGGGAGUGCUGGCUACAUGGGAAGUGGAUAUGACGAUGCAAAUGGAAAUUCAGGUUACGGAAAUGCAUCAUGGAGGUCCGAUUCAUCACAAGGUUCUGGAAAUUAUGGGGGUAUUCAGGCAAAUGGUCCUCAUGGUGGACAAGUCGGUUAUGGUGGUGGAUACGGUAGUGCUCAGGGUCGACAAGCACAACAGUGAUUCCGGGCAUUUGAAAGACAACUUGAUCAUGCCUCUUUGUGACGGUUUCUUGUUCUGGGAGCAACAGUAGAGGCGCAAGUUGGAUCUCAAAUCUCCUUGGGGCUGGUUGGGUUGCUUGAAUCCCAGUAGUUUAAAAAUAUAUAAUUUGGCUAGUUAUAAUAAGUGCUUUGAGGCAUAAUGGAUGCCUUUCUUUGGUUUUGCUAUUGAGUGUAGUUUUUAAAUUUGGCUUGCUUUGUAUUUGUAUUCUCACUGCACCGCUACAUUAAUUAUCAAGCUAGUGUUUAAGCAAAUAUUAGU
Messenger RNA from Hibiscus syriacus, 1494 nucleotides. RefSeq names its product heterogeneous nuclear ribonucleoprotein 1-like. Gene Ontology annotation, molecular function: RNA binding. Bases 1 to 1197 code for a protein of 398 amino acids. NCBI's taxonomy places the organism in Eukaryota, Viridiplantae, Streptophyta, Magnoliopsida, Malvales, Malvaceae. The record is from RefSeq and is a predicted model, not a curated record. The transcript is spliced from 2 exons.